AUGAAUAUGCUCGAAUGGGCAUUCGGAAAGCGCAUCACGCCGGCUGAGCGGCUGCGCAAGAACCAGCGAAUGCUCGACAAGGCGAUCCGAGAGCUCGACCAGACCCGCGUUAAGCUAGAGAAGCAGGAAAAGACACUCAUCCAGCAGAUCAAGACGAGCGCCAAGAACGGCCAGAUGGGCGCCUGCAAGAUUCAAGCAAAGGAUUUGGUCCGCACAAGGAGAUAUGUUGAGAAGUUUUACGCCAUGCGCAGCCAGCUGCAAAAGAUUUCCCUACGACUCCAGACAUACCGAACGAACGAGCAAAUGAUGCAGGCCAUGAAGGGUGCCACCAUGGCGCUAGGAAGCAUGAACAAGUCGAUGAAUCUCCCACAGUUGCAGCGAAUCGCCAUGGAGUUUGAGCGAGAAAACGACAUCAUGGAGCAAAGGCAGGAGAUGAUGGACGAUGCGGUCGACGACGCCAUGGACGUUGGUGUUGAGGAGGAAGGCGAUGAGGUUGUCGAGCAAGUCUUGGAAGAGAUUGGUGUUGAUUUCAACCAGGCGCUCGGCGAAACACCAACAGCGCUCGGUAAUGCCCCCGUGGCAGAAGGCAGAAUUGCACAGGCUGUAGGCGGCGGAGGCGGUGCCGACCCUGUCGACGAUGAUUUACAAGCUCGAUUGGACAGUUUACGCAAAUAG
Molecule: messenger RNA, 675 nt
Organism: [Torrubiella] hemipterigena
Lineage: Eukaryota; Fungi; Ascomycota; Sordariomycetes; Hypocreales; Clavicipitaceae
Source: the annotation of a GenBank genome assembly